Messenger RNA from Racocetra persica, 362 nucleotides. The record is from the annotation of a GenBank genome assembly. Lineage: Eukaryota; Fungi; Glomeromycota; Glomeromycetes; Diversisporales; Gigasporaceae.
AUGAAUCAACAGCCUAAAAUAAUGGAUAGAGAAGUUUUAGUAGCAGAAAAUUCUAGAUUACAAACAAAAAAUUUUGAAUUGCUUCAUAGGAUUAAUGCUUUGAAUACUGAUAAAGAUGAGUUGAUUCGUGAAAAUACACGUCUAAGAAACAGAAAUGAUGAGCUUACAAAUGAAAAGAAUCAACUUGAAGCAGAUAAUAUUCAGAUUCGUGAAGCAAAUGAAAAUCUGACACAAUUAAAUACUGCAUUAAGAACUGUUUUAAGAGAUGCUGAAGAUGAACGAGAUCAUUACAAAGCAGGAAAUUUGGAAGAAUUUAAUAAUUUUAUUUCGAAUUUUGUAUUUGGAUUGUUUAAUGAUUUUAU